Paramecium octaurelia is the source of this 869-nucleotide messenger RNA. Lineage: Eukaryota; Ciliophora; Oligohymenophorea; Peniculida; Parameciidae. The record is from the annotation of a GenBank genome assembly.
AUGAACACAACACUAGAAAACAACUAAGAAAAUAAUCAGAUAGAGUAAAUUUAAAAAAAAGUGAAGAUACAAAAGCCAAAGAAGGCAGAUUUUAGAAUGCACGCUCACGUCAAUCCUCUAAAUGAAACCUUAUUUCCUUAUCCCCUAAAUUACAAUUAAGUUGAUUGGUCAUUGCACUAUCCUAAAAAGUUUGGAAAGGAUCCCUUAAAAUUAUACCUCAAUACUUUAGAAUACCCCAUUACUUAUGAUGACUAAGUGAAUCCUGAAUGCUCAGAAUCUAUAGUGGAUUUUCUUGAUAUGUAAGUCAACCUAAUAAUAAAUAAGCGGCUGUGGAUUUGGAGGAUUAUGUUUUGCCUUAAGCGAAAAUUAUCCUGAAAAGUACACUUUUGGUAUGGAAAUCAGAGGCAAGGUGGUUAACUUUGUAGGAGAAAAAAUAAGAGCCUUAAGAGAUGAAGACUAAGCUCACAAUGUUUCAGUGAUUCGUACUAAUACUAUGAGACAUUUGCCUCAAUACUUCAGAAAAAACAGUUUAGAGAAAAUCUUCAUUUGCUUCCCUGAUCCACAUUUCAAAAAGAAAAACUUUAGAAGAAGAAUUGUCAAUCCAGGACUUCUCUCUGAAUAUGCUUAUCUAUUGAAACCAAGUGGAAGAAUCUACUGUAUAACUGAUGUAGAAGAAUUGCAUAACUGGCAUGUCCAACAUCUUGAAAAGCAUAAGAUGGUAUUUAUGAAAGAAUUAUCAUAAGUUUAAACGAGUUCAAGAUGUUGAAUAAGAUUCUGCUGCCAAACUCAUUUGGAAUUCUACUGAAGAGGGAUAGAAGGUUGAGAGAAAUAAAGGGUCCAAAUUUAUUAUUGUUUGCGAAAAAGUAUGA